UCAUCCAGUGCCCUGCGCAGCUGCGGGUUUUGCGGCUGCCUCUGAGAGGCUGGUUGGGUGCCGUCGUUUCGGAGGAGAUGGGCAUCUUCUCCCUGCUUCUUCUGCUCCCUUUGGCAUCCGGCUUGGAUUUCCGCUACCAUCGCACCAAGGAAUUGGAAGCUUUUCUGAAGGAGGUGCAGAAGAAUUACCCGGCCAUCACUCACUUGUACAGCAUUGGCAAGUCAGUGCAAGGUAGAGACCUCUGGGUUCUUGCUCUGGGAAGGUCUCCAACUCAGCAUAAGAUUGGCAUACCAGAGUUCAAGUAUGUUGGUAAUAUGCAUGGGAAUGAGGCUCUUGGGCGGGAACUCCUCCUCCAUUUGAUUAAAUAUUUGGUGGACAAUGAUCAACAUGAUCCAGUCAUCACAAAACUCAUUAACCACACUCGGAUACACAUCAUGCCUUCAAUGAACCCUGAUGGUUUUGAAGCAUCAACAAUGCUUCAGUGUGCAGCCACAAUUGGCAGGUACAAUGCUAAUAAAAAAGAUCUGAACAGGAAUUUUCCUGAUCAUUUUACCACCAAUAAUCAAAUUAUCCAGCCAGAGACUAAAGCAGUUAUGAACUGGAUAAAUUCUGGAAUGUUUGUUCUUUCUGCUAAUCUGCAUGGUGGAGCACUGGUUGCAAGUUACCCCUUUGAUAAUGGCAAUCACGUUACAAUUGAUGCAAAUGGUGUUAGCAAAACAGUGGAUGAUGAUGUUUUUGUUCAUCUUGCAAGCACAUAUUCUAACAACCAUCGCAUGAUGCAUAAAGACAUUGUGUGUGAUGAUACGAAUUACUUUAAAGAUGGCAUUACGAAUGGAUAUCACUGGUAUAUAGUGAAAGGUAGUAUGCAGGAUUAUAAUUAUGUUUGGGGACAAUGCUUUGAAAUUACAUUGGAGUUAUCAUGUUGUCACUAUCCCUCAGAAGAUAAGAUUCAAGAUUUCUGGGAUGACAAUAAAAUUGCUCUGAUUGAAUAUAUUAAACAAAUUCAUCUAGGUGUAAAAGGUCGUGUUCUGAAUCAAAAGAACAAACCCAUUGCAAAUGUGAUCGUGGAAGUUCAGGGAAGGAGGCAUAUAUGUCCUUACGUAACCAAUAAAAAUGGUGAAUAUUACCUUCUCCUCCUGCCUGGAGUCUACACGCUCAAUGCAACCCUCCCUGGAUUUAUGUCAUUACAACAGGAAGUAGUUUUACCAAAUGGUGCAGAAAAAUUCAGUGCCUAUGAAUAUGACUUUAUUUUCUCCCAGGGAUCUACCUCAAAAAAGCCUGUUCCAUGUCCAUUGAAACCACUUUAUUCAAACAGUGUUAGUACGGUUACUGUUACAGUGUUUAACUUUCUAAUUUUUGUAUAUAUAGGCAUAUAACAUUUGUAUUUUUAGAUUUGCUUUUUAACAUUUCUUGACUAUAGAAGAUUUUAAUUUUUAUUGAGUUAUUCUGGAUAAUAAAGUCUUUGAAUUAA
Molecule: messenger RNA, 1471 nt
Organism: Thamnophis sirtalis
Lineage: Eukaryota; Metazoa; Chordata; Lepidosauria; Squamata; Natricidae
Gene: CPM
Product: carboxypeptidase M
Biological process (GO): peptide metabolic process; protein processing
Molecular function (GO): zinc ion binding; metallocarboxypeptidase activity
Source: RefSeq, a predicted model, not a curated record